Drosophila takahashii is the source of this 957-nucleotide messenger RNA. RefSeq names its product serine protease snake-like. Gene Ontology annotation, biological process: proteolysis. The record is from RefSeq and is a predicted model, not a curated record. Gene Ontology annotation, molecular function: serine-type endopeptidase activity. Lineage: Eukaryota; Metazoa; Arthropoda; Insecta; Diptera; Drosophilidae.
UAUAAAAAAUGAGCAGAAAUAUUAUUACACUAAUUUUGCUGUGUGGCUUUAAUUGUGAUAUAAUAUUUGCUCAACGUGAGAGUUUUGUCCUUUUCGCAGUGCUCGCCGAUCCAGCGGAUCCGAAAGAGUUCACCCCGGCAGCUCGCCUUGGUCAUCGUAAUUCACCUCUAAGCAAAACCAAAUGGUUCUGUGGCGGCACGAUAAUCAGUGAUCGUAUAGUUCUAACAGCUGCCCACUGCUUUUAUUCAGAUGAAGGAUCCGUAAACGUAGUGCGCUUGGGAGAACUAGUUUUCGAUAGCGACGCGGAUGAUGCGCAGCCGGAGGACUUUGAAGUUCUCGAAACUAAGGCCCAUCCAGAUUUUCGGUACCCAGUUUUCUACAACGAUAUUGGAGUUGUCCUUUUGCGGGGGAAAAUCAGAUACAAUCAAUAUAAGAUGCCUGCAUGCCUGCCUUUUUGCAAUGGAGACAAGUAUACUCACUUUACUGCCAUCGGAUGGGGCCAGGAGGGAUUUGAAAAACUCGAACAAUCCAAAGAGCUAAGGAAGGUGGUUCUAGAAAAGUAUGGUUACUUGUGUUGGAGGACAACGGAGCCAAACGAGGAUUUGCCGGAAGGGUACAAAUCAGAGUCCCAGUUGUGUGUUGGAUCUCCUGAUGAGAAGGACACUUGCAAUGGAGACUCGGGGGGUCCGCUACUGGUUGCCUAUACUGGAUAUGGGUGCAAAUAUCAAGUCAUGGGGAUCACGUCAGUAGGAACCGCAUGUGGCACUCCGAACGUUCCCAGUUUAUACACGCGGGUACAUUUUUACCGCGAUUGGAUUAUAAGACAAUUAGAGGGUAAAAAAUAAUUUAGUUUUUAAUACCUAUUUCCGGAUUUGGACUCAGGUAAAAUUUAUAUUUUUCCUCUUAGGGAUUUGUACUACGGGUAAAGGGUAUUAUUAUAUAUUGUAAAUGAACCGA